Messenger RNA from Vitis riparia (riverbank grape), 1383 nucleotides. RefSeq names its product phosphatidylcholine:diacylglycerol cholinephosphotransferase 1-like. The coding region runs from base 190 to 1035 and encodes 281 amino acids. Gene Ontology annotation, molecular function: diacylglycerol cholinephosphotransferase activity. The transcript is spliced from 3 exons. The record is from RefSeq and is a predicted model, not a curated record. Lineage: Eukaryota; Viridiplantae; Streptophyta; Magnoliopsida; Vitales; Vitaceae.
CGUAGAACACUUUCCUAAUACCUGAUGAACUACUAGUCAGAUCAUCUCACAGAUUUUACCCCAGCCUCGUCUUUGAAAUCUCCGCCACCACCCACCAUCCCCCUCUACCCUCCGCCACCAUUUAUUUUUAUAUAUAUACGCCACUCUCCCACGCUUUCCAAUGCAGAUUCCCACGCCCCACCUCCCACCAUGAACGGCCACCAACCUCUCCGCUCUUCAUGCACCCUCAAGACCAGGUCCAACAAGUCCAAGGCCGCCGCUAUUAGUCUUCUCGCCUCCGGCGACGGCGGCCGAAUUCCGGCGGAGAUGAAGCAGAAGAAGAAGACUGCAAAUGGGUUUUGGAGCAAAGCUUCGUUCAUGAACUGGUCGAUGGACGACGCGGUUGGCCUCUUCCGGUUUCAUCCGAUGCCGUGCGUUUUCGCUGCGUCGUUGUUGUUUUUCAUGGGCGUGGAGUACACUCUCCGGAUGGUGCCAUCGUCGUCGCCGCCGUUCGAUCUGGGGUUCGUCGCCACCGAGUGGCUCCACCGAAUUCUCGCUUCGAGCCCCGAUCUCAAUACUCUUCUGGCCGGACUCAACACGGUGUUUGUGGGGAUGCAAACCACAUAUAUAAUUUGGACGUGGAUGGUGGAGGGAAGGCCUCGGGCCACCAUUUCUACGCUUUUCAUGUUUACCUGCAGAGGGAUUCUUGGCUACUCCACACAGCUUCCUGUUCCUCAGGGAUUUUUGGGCUCAGGCGUGGACUUCCCAGUCGGUAAUGUGUCCUUCUUCCUCUUCUUCUCGGGCCAUGUUGCAGGGUCUGUAAUUGCAUCCUUAGACAUGAGGAGAAUGAAGAGGUGGGGAAUGGCAUGGACAUUUGAUGUGCUCAAUAUUCUACAAGGUGUAAGGCUCCUGGGGACUAGGGGCCACUAUACCAUCGACUUGGCCGUGGGCAUAGGCGCCGGAGUUUUGUUUGAUUCACUGGCUGGAAAGUAUGAGGAGGGCAAGAGAAGAGCAGCUGCCUCUACUGCAAUUGGUAACGCUGAUGUGUUUACAUAAUGUCAUGGUCAUCAUAGUGCAAGGUACAAAUGUUAGAGGCCUGUUUGGGCUGCCAAAUGUAAAAAAAAAAGGCACCUUCAAUGGUAGAAAAGAAAGAACAAAGAAGUGGGGUUAAUGCAUUAAUUGGGGUUAAGGUCAGUUUCUGCCUUCCUUUUGAGAUGCCCCCAUGGCCUCAUUUUUCAGGGUAUUUGGUUGACAAACCUUGUAACUUUGUAUAAAUCCUCUACAUUUUGAAUUGGGUUUGGUCCAUUUGUUAAUCUUUAUCCUCUAGAAUUAACUUUGUUACAUACAUGUAGUUGUUUAUAUCAAGAAGUUGGAAUGAAGGUUUGGUUGAUUUGAAAUUUUGAA